GGGUAAAACUUGUGAAAUUCGCUUAGCCAAGAAGACAAUUUUUUGCCAUGCUAGGAAAAAUGUCAAUUUUGAAUGGCAUGUAAAUGUUGGCCUUAAUUGAAUUGUCAAAAUACCCUCAUCCUUUUCCUCACUCAUGUAACGUGCACCCGUUUCUCCGCUUUAUUAUGCCUGUGCGUUGGUCGUUCUCUUGCGCGAAGAAUCAAACACCUACUUAUCCCCGUUCCCCUCUAACCCCUUACGCUACCGAUACAUCCGACGUAAGUUGUGUAUGUAUGUAAUGUAUGAUGUGACAGCAGAAAACAAGACAUGCACGCAUAUAAUAGGCUACCGAGCAGUGGACAGAGCAGCCCAUCAGCACCAUCAUCUCCCCGCUCUCGGUCGCCUCACCGCCGUUCCAAACCCCCUCCUCGUUUUGUCGGUCCGAAAACCCUUCCCCAGCAUCUUGCUUGGCAUUUUCUCUCCUUUCUUCUUCAAAGACAAACGAUUUUUCUCUUUGCCCCAUUCAUUUACAUCUCCGGAAUUCUUUUAUACAUGGAUACUGUUUCCUUUUACAACCUUCCAGCUCCACAUUAUGCACCUGGCUCCAUUUACCGUAGCCCACAGCUUUAUGGUAAUCUCCGACCAGAAAUGGAGUCCGAUAGUUCCACUGCUGAUGCGAUAUCGACAAUAUGGAAGAACUCCUAUAAAGGUGGUGAAUGGAGACCAUGCAUUGACAAGUCCUCAAGAGGUUUACCUGAAUCAAAUGGAUACAUUUACAUUGAGGCAAAUGGUGGUCUGAAUCAGCAGAGAACAUCAAUAUGCAAUGCUGUUGCCGUGGCAGGCUAUCUUAAUGCGACCCUGAUCAUUCCACAUUUCCACUUUCAUAGCAUUUGGAGGGAUCCAAGCAAAUUCAGCGAUAUUUAUGAUGAAGAAUUUUUUGUUAAAACCCUAAAAAAUGAUGUAAGGGUGGUGGACAAGGUUCCUGAUCUUAUUAUGGAACGGUUUGAUAACAAUAUGACCAAGGUGUACAACUUCAGGAUCAAGGCAUGGUCCUCCAUCUACUACUAUGGGGACACAGUUCAUCCUAAGCUGCUUGAAGAAAAGAUCGUCAGGAUAUCCCCAUUUGCUAAUCGUUUGUCAUUCGAUGCUCCCCCAGCAGUUCAGCGGCUUAGAUGUCUGGCAAACUACGAAGCCCUGAGAUUUUCAAAUCCCAUUUUAAGUUUAGGACAAACAUUGGUUGCAAGGAUGAAAGACCGAAGUGCAAAUAAUAGUGGGAAGUAUAUAUCUGUGCAUCUUCGCUUUGAGGAGGAUAUGGUUGCUUUCUCUUGUUGUAUAUAUGAUGGUGGAGGUAAAGAGAAAAUAGAUAUGGAUGCAGCAAGAGAGAGAGGAUGGAGGGGAAAAUUUACAAAACGUGGUAAAGUGAUUCAUCCAGGAGCAAUCAGGAUCAAUGGAAAGUGUCCCUUAACGCCAUUAGAGGUUGGUUUGAUGUUACGAGGAAUGGGGUUUGGUAAAAGCACAUCUAUUUAUUUAGCUUCUGGAAAGAUCUAUGACUCAGAGCGACACAUGAAAUCACUCUUAGAGAUGUUUCCUCUUUUACAAACGAAAGAGAUGCUAGCAUCCCCCGAAGAGCUCGCCCCAUUUCAGAAUUACUCUUCCAGGAUGGCUGCUAUAGACUAUACUGUGUGUCUUCAUAGUGAAGUAUUUGUGACAACUCAAGGAGGAAAUUUUCCCCACUUUCUGUUGGGUCAUAGAAGAUUCUUGUAUGGUGGACACUCGAAGACAAUUAGGCCAGACAAGAGGAAGUUAGCUUUGUUAUUUGAUAACACAAAUAUUGGGUGGAAAAGCUUCAAGCGGCAAAUGCUAAAUAUACGAGCACAUAGUGAUUCAAAGGGAAUUGAGAUUAAAAGACCAUCUGACUCGGUAUAUUCAGUCCCAUGUCCAGAUUGUAUGUGCCGCAGUAACAAGACUGAUGUUUCAAAAUCAUCCUCAGCGGCUUGAUUCUGGGCAUACCUUUGGUGGUGUUUCCGUUCCCAUUGUAUGGAUUUCAGCUUCUAGCCCUUACCAUUCUUCCACUUUUUGUCCCCUAACACAGUGGAGAAGACCCUUCCAGAUCCUAGAGCCAGCCUUCUUGAGAGAUUUUAUUCGAUUGCUCGUCAAUAUAAUUAUUUUCUGGGAACUAGUUGAGGGGUGUGCCGUUGUACAUGAUAGUCCGAGUAAAGGACGUAAAAAUCAUCUUGAUUGCUGGGUAUAUCUGGGUGUCGACUUACAUAGAUUCACUUCCAGCUGCUGCGUCUGACAAGCUGUGAAUUGACACGGGAUACAUUAAUUCAACGUUAGUUUUUGCAGUGAGGAUCUUGUAUAUUACUUGAGAGUAGGUAGUAUUAGACUUUAGCAACAGGAUGAAAUAGCGGAUGCCUUGUCAAAAGACAGGGUUCCCAAUUUUUAAUUUUGGAUCCCCUCGUCUUUUAAAAAUGUUUGUUGGGAUCUCUGUUGGUAUUUAUCUCCACUUUUCACUAGAUUUAUCACCCUCCAUCUUACAUGGUUGCACAAAAAUUUCCCAAGAACACUAUUCUAAACCGUGGGAUGAAUUUUGAUUUUUCUGUAUAUUAUAAACGUCCACUGUUACAUGUGAAAUGAUAUCAAUCUUGAAUUUUCUUGUUAGAUAAUUAUUUUAUAUGAACCAUUCAAGAUAACACAGUAUUCUU
Capsicum annuum is the source of this 2684-nucleotide messenger RNA. Its product is annotated as protein ESMERALDA 1. The record is from RefSeq and is a predicted model, not a curated record. Lineage: Eukaryota; Viridiplantae; Streptophyta; Magnoliopsida; Solanales; Solanaceae. The coding region runs from base 307 to 1977 and encodes 556 amino acids. The transcript has 10 exons.